AUGAACUUGUCCUACUUGGUAGCUUGUGGACUUAUGGUCACGCUACUUUCGGGAAGGAUGCGCGCAAAACCUUUAUCUGAGGCGCAGCAGAAGUCCCUGAGAAGUUUGCUAGGGGACGAGUUGACGGACCUACUGGAGUCAGAGGAGCGGGACAAGCGAGUGGAUGCUGUGCGCGCUCGGAUGCGCUUACUGCGAGAUUUACGCAUGGACACCCGAAGAGGGAUGUGGGCUCGGCUGCUCAACGACCAGCCCACACCGAGGAGGCACAAAUCUGGAAGCAAGAAAGGGGGCUCUACGGCGCGGAGUGGCUGUUUCGGACACAAGAUGGAUAGGAUAGGGACCAUCAGUGGCAUGGGAUGCUAGUAUUGGAUCACAGUUUUUUGACGAUCUUUGAAGGAUGGGCUUCGAAACACUGACUUUGUUCCCACCUGAAGAGAAAAAAGAAUCCGUUUCAGAUUUUCGGUACAAAAGUCAUCAUGGCCAGCAUUGAGAGACUGAGAUGACAAUGCAACAAAAGGC
Corythoichthys intestinalis (scribbled pipefish) is the source of this 519-nucleotide messenger RNA. It is a transcript of the gene nppc, whose product is annotated as natriuretic peptide C. The transcript is spliced from 3 exons. The record is from RefSeq and is a predicted model, not a curated record. Lineage: Eukaryota; Metazoa; Chordata; Actinopteri; Syngnathiformes; Syngnathidae. Bases 1 to 363 code for a protein of 120 amino acids. Gene Ontology annotation, molecular function: hormone activity. Gene Ontology annotation, biological process: receptor guanylyl cyclase signaling pathway; cGMP biosynthetic process. Gene Ontology annotation, cellular component: extracellular region.